Messenger RNA from Necator americanus (New World hookworm), 3702 nucleotides. RefSeq lists its product as uncharacterized. Bases 1 to 3702 code for a protein of 1233 amino acids. Gene Ontology annotation, molecular function: protein binding. The transcript has 29 exons. Lineage: Eukaryota; Metazoa; Nematoda; Chromadorea; Rhabditida; Ancylostomatidae. Gene Ontology annotation, biological process: endosomal vesicle fusion; protein targeting to vacuole. Gene Ontology annotation, cellular component: late endosome; HOPS complex. The record is from RefSeq and is a predicted model, not a curated record.
AUGAACUCAGUGGCAAGCUCCACCGAUGCAGAGGAUUGGCUUGACAUAUCUGAAACACUCUCUCUUCCCUCACUUUCACUUGACGAUGUAUUGAAUGAGGUGAGUCUGCUCGACGAUGAACCAUUCAGCGGAGGAUUGUCAGAAUGUGCUGGUGUUAGCCCAUCGCCAGUUUCCAUCCCAACAAAUUACAAACUGGACAAUGCAGUGAAAAAGAAGCGACUAGAGUCAAUAUCACAUCAACUACUUUCCUCUCGAUUGAAGAAUGGUUCUGCUGUUGCAGUCGCUUAUCGCUGUAAUCGUACCGCUGUGGCCACUAGCAAAGGAUCGUUACUUGUUUUCGAUGCUGAGGGACGUUUAGAACGUUUUUGGUCUGGCGGUGAAUCGGACGGUUCUGCAUCAUGCGUGACAUUUUCAGAGGGAGGUAAAUACGUAGCAGUUGGUUACAGCAAGGGAUUUGUGAAGGUUAUCAGUAUGAGAACGGGUGCGGUGGAAGAGUUGAUCAAAGAGGCUGUGCAGAUGGGACGUGGGGUUUUACAAGUUUUAUAUCUCGAUUCUGGCAGAACGAUUCUUACCCUGGAUAGCGGUGGAUCUGUGUUUGAGAUGCAUACACGCCACAGAUUUCGAUUAGGGAAAUCUAGGAUACGAUGCAUUUUUUCCGGCUGUAAUGGUGAAGUGCUCCAUAUGAGGUUAUUGCCACACUCGCUUCUUGCUCUUCUCACAGUCUCAAAGAUUCUCAUUGUCUCAACAAGAAUGGGUGGUUCUAUAGUUUGCGUAUUCCCGCUGGAAGUCAAUAUGCAAUAUCCGCCGUUGCUCGACUACAUUGAGCAGUUGAGUGUAGAGGUCAAGACAAAUGGAGAGCGUGGGAAUCUUUGCGUUUGUGUAGGAAGAGGACAAACACUUAAUUUGUUCAAAUUGGUGCCUCGUAAUAUUGGUACACCCCAAAAAGCCGCCAUACUUCUUCACAAAAUUCAUCUCCCACAGAUGGUGGUAAAUCUUUGCUUUUUGUCCCAUGAUUUCUUGGUCGCUUUCGAUGAAAAAGGUAACUGCAUGAGCAUCAAGGACAGCAAGUGUAUAACUCAGCAGAAUGACAGUGGGUGUAGGAUUUCACUAUUCUUCUCCACGUCAGAUUACAAGGGACUAGCCACUGGAGGAAAUGUUAGCCCUGCAAUGCAAUGCUUAGCCGAAAGAGCUUGCUAUCAGUCUUUAUGCAGGAACCAUCCUCACAAUAGUGCAACAGUUCUAUCUUAUGACGAGUUGUUCGAGCUGAGUCUGUUAACAGAAGAAGACCAGAUGGAGUUGUUCCAAUCACGAGGCGACUACGUAUCCGCAUGUCUUUACCUUCUCGACAUUUAUCGGGGACGAGUUCGUGUCGAUAAAUGUUUCCGUGAAAGAUUACCUGAGCACCUCACCGAACAACUGCGUCGGCUUGUUGACUUUGCAAUGGGUGGCUGUAAGGAAGGCAAAGUAUCGGAACUCGUGGCACAUUAUAAGGCUUAUAUCUCGAUACUGUUAACAACUGCUAUUGGAACAAAAAGCUUCACCUCAUUGUAUGAUGACAUUUGGCCAAGGGUUGAACGGGACGUGAUAUCCCGAUCUAUAUUUCUUGAAUCUCUCGAUGAGUUUGUAUUGGAUGGAUCGCUGGAAUCGCCGCCUCCAGCACUCGUUUCGGAAUACUUAAGUCAUUUAGCGUCUGAAGGCCAUUUUUCACAGCUCCAAGCUUCAGUGGUUCGAUUCCCCAUUCACUGUAUUGACAUUCAUUAUGUUAUGUUGACAUGUAAACAGAACGGCCUUUAUGAUGGGAUUAUAUAUGUUAUGAAUCAGGCAUUCGGUGACUACCUCUCACCGUUGGAAGAAAUGUUGUGUGAUGUUUCAUCGUUUGCUUCACAUGAGGUUCUGUCGGACUCCGAGGUGGAACGAGGCAACCGUUUGCUGCUCUACCUACACUGUUGUCUUGCUGGUCACUCAUAUCCAUACGGGACGCUACCGCCAGAGCAAUUGGCUGUGAUUCCCGAGCAGGUGUACCGAUGUAUCACGUCGCUGAAAGGAAAGGAUGGUACAUCUGCCACGGCGAAUUAUCCCUAUCUUCGACUUCUGCUACUUUUUGAUGCACAACAGUUCAUUCAUGUGAUCGGAACAUGCGCUGAUGCACCCGUUUUUCAAGUUGAAAACCGACUACAAAGGCUUAUAGAAAUCAUUGGUCGUCUUUCAACGGAACUUCGGGAGGAAUCUGCACUAGUGCAUUUCCUACUACUCAUAAGCCAACUGUCAGAAAGCAGCAGUGUCCUAACGCCCAUUGAGAUUGUGGAAGAUGUUGUCACCACCUUAAUGAGAAUGAACUGGCAGAAUUCAUCUGCGGAAUUCGCCAUCGUCGAAACCCUGCGGACUACUCCUCAAAUUGACAGAAGAAGCGUUCUUAGGAUGGCUCUUUCUCCAUUUAGGAAGGGAGUGUGCACGUUUAUUUAUUGCGGAGAAAGGAAGUUUGUGGACCUUAUCAAAAGUUACAUGCGAAAUCAUGAACACGAGGGCAUUUUUCCAUUAAUCCGUCAAAUUCUUCGUGCUGAUCUGUCUGAACAAGAGCUGGAGGAGAUUUCGGAAGUCGUUCAUGAGCUAGUCCCUCAAUUAGUUACGGUGAACCCCAAAGAAUCUGCCCACCUAGUGAUUGAUUGUCUUCCCGAUUACCUCAACAGUAUUCGACCGCACACUGAUGCCGAGAGAGCUGCCUGUUUUCCAUUACUAAAGGCCGCAUUUGAUAUCAAAAGAGAACGUCAAGAGAACUUCUUACAAAUGGACGAAGACGUUGACGAACAGCUCUUUGGAAUUCUGUUUGAGGGCAUAGUAAAAGAAAAUCCGGAAGAUUUGGACGGCAUCCUACAGGUCUUACUACUCUAUUGGUUGCCAACUGGAUCACGUAAUGAUUUUUGCUUGAACCUCGCAGCGGCAGCUGGUUGUGCGAACAGCACGAUAUUGUUGAUGGAAGCGCGUGGUCAGCUAGACAACGCUUUUGAAGUGCUCUUCGAGCAGAUUAAUGCGACAAAAGGAGAUCAGCAACGAUUCGUGUACUGGUUGGACAAGGGCCUAUCGUUCUGUAGUUGUCACUCCAGUUUCUCCAAUUCACGCGAAUGGUUGCUGCGAAUCAUGAGAGCUGUAACAGGCGCCGUUGCUGAGGAGAAUACCACAAAUAUGGAGUUCCGACUCCGUUCGUUGGCGAGUGGUAUUUUGGAGAACGGUUCGCAACAUUCGCUAGAACUCGUAGAAUGUCUAUUGGACUAUCCUGCCUUCAGAGACGGAUUAUUCUGUGACUACUCGUCAUUGAUCAAUAAGAUACUUGGAACAUGUUCUCACGAAACGUUCAUUACAAAACAGCUUCUGUUAUGUAUAGAUCAAGAGAGCGCCGAAGACCUGCGCUCGCUACGACACCAGCUUUGUCGAAAAAUCGGUGGCAUAAUUGAAGAGCAGUGCAUAGUGUGUUGUACCGGAGUGAACAAGGCUGCAUAUAUUUUCGGCUGCGGCCAUGUGGUUCAUAUGGAAUGUGAUAACGGCGAACGACGUUGUCCUUGUACCAGGACCAACAUAAAGAAGCAGAGUAGGAGCCAGUAUGAAACGAACGUCUCGAUGUUGGGAUCACGAUAUAAACCUAAAUUGCAAGAAACUAGAGAUAUAUUUACAAAGUGGGAUAGUUUUAUGUUGUUGACACCUCAUUAA